AUGGCACUUCAAUCGACAAUAAAUCUUCAAAAUGUGAACAAUAACAAUAAUAAUGGUGAUGAUGAGGAUAAUCAUCAUCACCAUCAUCAUCAUCAUCAUCAUCAUGAGUAUGAUGAAGAAAUCGAUGAAACAGAAGAUGAUCUUAUUGAAAAUUAUCGUUUUCUAACACAACGUUGUGGUGUUCUACGACAAUCUCCAACAACGAAUAUAAUAAAUACAAUACAACAGCAACAACAAAAACAAAUGAAUCAAUCUUCAUUUUUUCGUCAUCAUUCAGUAAUAAACGAAAAUCAUAAUAAUAGUAAUAAUGAAGAUAAACGUUCAUCUUCUUCGACUAAACAAUGGUACUCACCAUUAAAUGAUUUAAAUAAUAAUAAUCAGAAUUAUUCGACAACAAUUAGUCGUAUACCUCCAACGAUUUAUUAUGAUGAUACAGAAGAUUCUGAAUUUAAUGGUAAUCAUUCAUUUUCAUUAAUUAAACUGUUUGCACGUAUGAAAGCACGUUUAAAACAUGAUAAACGUUAUCGUCCUAAACCUACACAUGAAUUACUUCCUGAAGAAGAUCCUCAAGAAUGGCAUGAAUUAACACAAAAUGUUCGAACUAUUGUAACAAAAGCUCUUUUACCUGAUGGAGGAUAUGAUGUAUUAACAAAUCGUACGAAAAAAAUUCAUAGUAGACGAGGUUCAUGUAGAAAAUCUCGUGAAUUUCAUCCUGUUCUACCAAAAGAUAAUAAUAAUGAUGAUGAUGAUGAUAAAAUUAAUAUUGAAAUAGAUGAUGAAUUCAAUACAGAAGAUAAUAAAGAAUAUGAUCAAAUUAUAUGGAAUAAAUUUUUGACUUGUUCAAGAGGAUUUAAUUAUAGACGAUGUGGAGUUUGUAAAACUGUUGAUCGACAGCAAUUUCAAGGACAAUUGGUGUAUUUUUAUGGUGUUGCAAAUAAUAUUUUAAUUGAUGAAAAUUUAAAAGCAUCUGGACUGGGUUAG
Molecule: messenger RNA, 981 nt
Organism: Rotaria sordida
Lineage: Eukaryota; Metazoa; Rotifera; Eurotatoria; Philodinida; Philodinidae
Source: the annotation of a GenBank genome assembly